This is a messenger RNA of Plasmodium fragile, 372 nucleotides long. RefSeq lists its product as uncharacterized. Bases 1 to 372 code for a protein of 123 amino acids. The transcript has 3 exons. Gene Ontology annotation, molecular function: peptidase activity. The record is from RefSeq and is a predicted model, not a curated record. Lineage: Eukaryota; Apicomplexa; Aconoidasida; Haemosporida; Plasmodiidae.
AUGAUCUUUGUUCAAAUGAAUGAGGAAAAAAACAAAAAUGAGUAUGUAGAAUUACCCCUCCUUGACAACACAACCUUCUUAAAUCAAGCGGAACAAGAAGCAGACCAUGAUGAGAAGAAAGACAGCAGGAUGGAUAAAUUCAGAUACAUUUACGCAAAUGACAAACUAGAAUAUAUCUUUUUUUCCUUGUGCUCAUCCGCCGGAUUUUCGAGCACCGAAAACUUACUUUACGCUGCCAAGGCGACAAGGCAAAACUUCUUAGCCAUAAUUGUGUUAAGAAAUUUGAUCUGCGUGCUGUUCCACAUGAGCUGUUCCGGAGUAGCUGCUUACAAUAUUGCCUCGAGAAUGAAUCAUAAAAGCAGCAAUGGUUAA